AAACUGCUGGGUGUACGGUGGAUGAUCUAUUGAGCGAGCUUGAGGUGGAGCCAAGAGCAAACUGUGUCUUGGCAGUAGGUCCUCUUUCGUUUCUCCCUCUCUGUCUACCUCUAUGUCUUCUUUCUUUCUUUCUUCCUGUUUCUCCCCCAUACGUAGCGGUCCUAAUGCUCAGUGAUACUACACACAUGACCGGGGGAGAAACCUAUAUCAGGAAAGGUGAUGGCAGUGCAGCAAAGGUUGAGGGACCUUCCCUGGGACAUUGUUUUAUGCUUCAAGGAGGCCAAGUCGAACACCUAGCCGCUCGAGCCUUUGGAACGGCCGAGCGGAUCACAACCAUAACUUCAUACCGCGCAGCUAUACCUGGUUUCUACGACGAUAGUUAUAUCUCAAAUGUGCGAUCAUAUUGCGAUCUCCCCGAACUGUAUACCGAGUGGACCAACUACCGACUCGAGAGAUUGAAGCAGGAAAUCGAGCAUAUGCAGAUUACCAUCAUCCAACACAUUGGUCGAGAUCAAGAUAGCUUUCCCUUGAAUGAGGUGUAUCACUUUGCUGAACAGCAGAUAUCGUACCUUAAGCGUAGCGUCCGCCAGAUGGUGGAUCAGACGCUUUGUGCAGAGGUCAGGCGACAUUUCGAUGGUCAGGAGAUCAAUGCUGUCGGUGAGAAAUGGGCUCGUAUUCGUCUCCAUCAGCAAUUUAAGGAUCUGCUUCCGGUUGUCAUGGCACAGACUUUGAUGUGGAGACCUGUUCUUCCGUAUUUGAGUGACUGGGGGGAGACUAAAUGUAUGAUCAGGAGCGGGAAUGCAUCGUUGGUUUACAGUCAGCAAAGGACGUUCUCGUGGGAUCAGAAUCGAUCUGAAGAGUAUCUGUUUGGUGAUGAGCUUCUCCGACAAGGUCUCAAGGAGGUUCUGGUAGCUUGGUUGCAUCGCUUUAAUUUGGUUAAUCUUGGAAAAGAUACUUGAGGGAUGUGUGGUCUGAGCGGUGAAUUUCCAAUAGGAAAUAUUGGCAUCUUGGCUUUAUCGUAAUGCAAGCGACCAUGUGAAACUCUUCUAUAAUUGUAUACUUCAGUCGGGAUUUCACGGUGUCCGCUGGAUCG
Messenger RNA from Aspergillus caelatus, 1093 nucleotides. RefSeq lists its product as uncharacterized. Lineage: Eukaryota; Fungi; Ascomycota; Eurotiomycetes; Eurotiales; Aspergillaceae. The coding region runs from base 165 to 959 and encodes 264 amino acids. The record is from RefSeq and is a predicted model, not a curated record. The transcript is spliced from 4 exons.